Theileria annulata is the source of this 843-nucleotide messenger RNA. RefSeq lists its product as uncharacterized. Lineage: Eukaryota; Apicomplexa; Aconoidasida; Piroplasmida; Theileriidae. The coding region runs from base 1 to 843 and encodes 280 amino acids. The record is from RefSeq and is a predicted model, not a curated record. The transcript has 6 exons.
AUGAAUUUCGUAGCUGUCCACGAUAAUUCUUAUGAAUCAAUGUGUAAGAAUUUCGUCCUCCCUUUUGUGUUUUCCAAGUUGAUGGAAGAUCCGGAGUCUUUGGUGUCAAGUAUGUGCACCAAAGCGGACGAGAAUAUAUCAAAAUCGAUACUAAACACAAGGGACCAAUUAAUGUUCAAGAGUAAGUCUUUUUUUGAUGCUUUCGAAUCUGAGUUUGCCUAUAAAAAUUGGGUCAAAGAAUUAGAGUCUAGACUUGAUAACAUGGUAAUUGAUCUCCGGGUACUUGUUGAUCAGUCGAACGCCUGCUUUCAAUACUUAAACUAUCCUCAUAGAUUUUUUUACGCAUAUGAUCGAGUAGUUAUUGAUGAAUUUUCAAAGGCGAAGCAGAUUGUUGAUAGAAUAUACAGUAGUUUUAUGCAAAUAUCGAGAUUACCUCAAGAAAUUGUUAAACUCAUUUCACAACUUGGCAGUGUCAUAAUCUUGGAUAACUCUAUUAAAGAGGCUACUGCACACUUUAAAGAACUUUACACUCUGAUCAGUUCCGGAUCACAUUACUACUUCUCUUUGAGGAGGGACCUAACUUUGGCCAUGAAUAUAAGAAUUAUGGAAUCUAAUCUCAGUAGAGUUAGUGCCUUUCUGCCUAACAACAUCGCAUAUAUAAAACAGAGAAUUAACUCUGGGAACCCAUUUGAAGUAAACUUGAAUAAAGCGUCAGUUCUAUAUGAAAGAGGGACUAAUUUUAGGGAUAUAGCAACGCUACUGGAGGCUCAACUCAAUGCUCUUUACAAGAUAAUAUCAAAGACGAAGGACUCUAACUUUAUAAAAUCACUUAAUCUGACUUAG